This is a messenger RNA of Caenorhabditis bovis, 849 nucleotides long. The record is from the annotation of a GenBank genome assembly. Lineage: Eukaryota; Metazoa; Nematoda; Chromadorea; Rhabditida; Rhabditidae.
AUGAAACUAAACGGUGUCUUGAACGCUUCCCAAUGUAUUCUGUUUAUAUAUUUUGUCAAAUUUUCACAAGCCGAUCUGAAAGAUGAUGACCUUGGAUUUUAUAAAUUUUUAGCAGAUUCUUAUAAAAAAGACAACGAAUUUCGACGGGCUCCUGAAGCAGAAAAAACAAAACUUACUAAUGAACGAAAUAGGAAAACUAAGGAUGUCAAACUCGGAGAUAUUGUGCAAUUACCGGGUGGUUACAAUCCGUUACCUGGAAGAACAUCGUUCGGUGAUUAUUGGCCAUUAAUGCCAAUGACAAAUCAAUACCACGGUUCAUUCACUUAUGAUACAUCUCAUGGCCGACAAGUUGGAGGUGAUAUAUUAAUUCCGGUUCCAUACUGGAACAAUUUCUUGAAUCUUGGGGGACAUUACAUCGAACGUGCACAAGAAGAGUGGGUCAAGUUUGGCUACGUCAACACUCCCGUAAAUAUGAUGGGAUUGACAAAAAAUCAAAUUGUCAGGCUUAUAUCUGAUCCAUCACUUCACUGGAAUAAAAAGAUUCAUCCAAAACUUCCUAUUGGUGUUCUUCCUAAGGAAUACAACCAAAUGUCAUGCAAACCACCAAUGUGCAAUCCAUAUCAGUCGGGAAUAUCUGUUGGACUUGAAACCAACUAUGAAAUUGAAGACGGAUUUGAGGGUGAGAUUGACGUUCCAAUCCCAAUUGCAAAGGAUAUUGCAUACAGAUAUCCACUGUCUGGAAAUAUUCACUUUGAUAAUGAAGACACUUCUUUCAACUAUGCCCAAAAUCUGAGUCCAAUGGAUCCACUAGGAAUCGGAUUGCCAAAUGAGGAUCGAACAAAAUUAUAA